Lolium perenne is the source of this 3038-nucleotide messenger RNA. The record is from RefSeq and is a predicted model, not a curated record. Lineage: Eukaryota; Viridiplantae; Streptophyta; Magnoliopsida; Poales; Poaceae.
UGACGACUGACACAAAGGCGGUAGCCGGUAGGAAGGGGGUGGUUUUAUGUGGCCAUGGUGUACUGGAGGCGAAAAAAGAUCUACUGUGAUGUCGAACUCUGGUGUGCCACGAUGGCACCAGUUAUGACCGCAGCCUCCCAGGUGAUCGCACUAUCGUACUUUCUCUAUUUAGUUUACACAAACAAAUUUAAAACUGAUGAACUUACUCAUUUUGUUUCUUCAGUAGUACACAAACCAAACUAAAACUUAUAAUCUUGCUUAUUUUGAUGUCAAAUUGGUUGAGCUAUCUCUCUUUAGGAUGACCAAGUUUAUGGGUUUUUUAACAUUUGCUACGCUAAUUGAUCGUUGUUUUCUCCAUCUGCAAAUUCUGAUGAUUAAAACUGGGAGUGGCACUGCGAUGAUGACUGACACGAAGGCGGUAGCCGGUAGGAAGGGGGUGGUUUGAUGUGGGUGGCUUGACUCCCACAUAUUACCCAUGGUGUCUGGUGGUGGAAAAAGAUCUACUGCGAUGUCGAACUCUGACGUGCCAUGACGGCACCACCCAUGACCGCCGCUUCCCAGUUGCCACCUGCUAUAUCCUUGCCAUCCAAGAGAUUCUGGGCUGCCGUGUCGAGGGCUUCCUGCAGAUCUACCUGGGGCUGCCACUGUCAGCUGUGAAGCGACCCGGGCUGCCUUCUCCAUGGUGAUCGCGCUUUUGAUCAACUCAGCGCUUGAUGCCCUUGCGGACUACGCCACGGACACCCCGCGUUCCUCCCUCCCGCGCUGCUGCACAUCCUUGAAGGGCUGCCCUGCGACUUUCUGUGGAACGCUCUGGAUCAUCCCUCUGGAGCCAAGUGCCUGGUGGCCUGGCAGCAGGUGUGCUGUCUCAAGAAGGAAGGCCGCCUGGGCGUUCGCUGUCUCUUCAAGCAAAACCGGUCCCUGCAGGUGAAGCUGCUACACCACCAGCACUCUGACUGCACCCUGCCCUGGUCGAGGUUGUUGUGGGGAAUGUCGGCUUGCCCCAUUGUCCCCAUGAAGCGUCCCUCCGUGCCAGCCGUGCACAGGAAGCGCCUGGUCGAGCUCAUGCCGUUCUACCGGGAUAUCUCAGCUGUCUGCAUUGGCGAUACCCACCACACCUUGUUCUGGCUUGACACCUGGCUCGCCGGUGGUGUGAUCAAGCCGCGGUGCCACGCGCUGUUCACCCAUGCCGUGAACACAGGGGCCAGCAUGCACUCUGUACUGCAGGCUGGCCUUGCCGGGGCUCAGGUCCCCCGCCUCACAGCUGUCGCCGCUCGGGAGCACGCCGAGCUUGCGCACGUUUCCCGCUCGGACGUGGACGACACAAGGUCUCUGGUGCGCUGCUCAAAAGCUAAAGGCAGCACAUCAUCUUCAGAUGCAGCCUCGCCUCUGCCUUCUGGAACUGCACACCCACCUGCUGGAACAUCUGAAAGCACCGCAACGCUGUCACCUUCAGAGAGUAGUGACCUAGCAUGUUGCUCUUGCUUCAGAUGUGCCGCGAUGAUGCCCGGUUGUGGCGUGCCUGCCUCCCUCGGGAUGUGCAAUGCUCCACUGAUGCUUGGCUUCUCUUUCUUAGCUCUAGGCCCCCGUAGGUCCCCCCUUUCUGCCUCCUUUUUCACUGUAAUCCCCAAACUCCAGCUGUAUAUCUGGCUUUGGGCCAAAUGUUUUGAAUGAAAAAAUUCAGGUGGGUAUUUUUGGACGACUAACUGGCUUGAGUGUGCUUCUUGUUCAAAGACUCUGCUAUUUCUUUCUAGCCAGAUCUUCCAAAGGAUUAUUAGAUUAGCAGCUUGUUGAAAUCUUUUAACUUCAGUGAAAUCUAAGAAGACCAUUAGCUGGCCAGACUUGCUUGUUGAAAUCUUUUAACUGCAGUGAAAUCUAAGAAGACCAUUAGCUGGGCAGACUUAGGAACUGUGUUUGAUAGUUGUUAUGUGUUAGAUUAUCACUGGAAUACUGAGGAACCAAUACUUUUUUGUCAGAUAUUUGAGGAACCUGACCACACGGCAGAUGCUUCCACAUUAGAUAAUUGUGCUAUUAUCUUUCCUCUAAAAUCAUAUUCUUGCAUCAGUCCUCACAAACCAGUGAUACUGAGCAAGUCUAUGUAGGUUCCGAUUCCCAUCUUUAUUUGCAGUGGUGCAUAUUUGUAGUCUUUUGUUCAGUUUGCCCUUACUCAACUCAGUUCCUGUCUUUUCAGUUUUCUAUUGCAAAUGCUAAACAACAACAGACAUCCUUCCAAUGGUUUUUUCCUUCAUAUAAUGCCGGUGGAUUCUGUAGGUCCUAUUGCAGAGAUUAUGUCUCUUCUUCAUAGUUGAAGUUUAUACCGUGAUAUACAAGCCUGCAUUUAAAGAAACUUAGUAUAUUGUGAAGAUGAGUAAGAAAUGACCCUUUUCAUUCUAUAGUUCUGAUUUUAAAUAAACUUGCUAGAUUGUUUAUUUCACAGGUUUGCAUGUACCACUUAAUAACAGGAAAUUGUCGGUGAGGGCUGCAAGAUCUUAUUUACCAAGCCUCCAUGCAGAUUUAGAAAGUUAUGUGGUUUGAGAUUGCGGUCUUGAUACUUUGAAUGAAUUCUGCUCUUUAUAUUUAAUUAUCGCCAUAGUUACUACUCCAUCUAGAUUAUUUAAUGGAUCAUUGAGUUAUUAUUAGAUGAUUCAACUGAUGCACCUUGGAUUGCUGGUUUAACUGCAUAUGUUUGAUUUCUAUGCAGACACAGAUAUGUUGUUUAUCUAAGUGAUUUGGGAGAUGUUUAGACUGACAAUGUUUGGGAGAUGUUGGGUCUUGUACUCUUGUUAGUCAAUAGAGUAGUUAGCAUGGCAAUUGUUCUGUCAAAUGAUGUGGAGUUUACAUGGUACUAGAAUAGAAAAGAAUUCACUAUUUUCCUUUCUUGUAUCUUCCCGAACUACUGCAUUUAUGUUUGAUCUUAUCUUUCAAGUCUUCUUCAGAUUCACUUGGUAUUUUCCAUCUCUGGUCUGAUCAAUGGUUCACGGACCGAACUGCCGACUGGAAAAAUGACCUCAUCUAUGCUUAUGGUUUUCUUUCCCGUAGUU